CUUUAAUCUUCAAUAAUUCUUGUCAACAACAGCACCAAUUGAUCAGCCAUUGGAAACACCUCCGAGUAAACUUCAGGAAGCAUACCAGUAAUAAGAAUUAGUCACAACAAUGUCCCCAGAGAAACGGAACAAUUUCUUAGACGCGGAUGAAAGCGAAGACGACGGUAGCCAAGGUUAUGAUUCCGAGGCCGAACAGUUACAGAAAGGCGGUCGAAUCGCAAAGCGUCGCAAAUUGAGUGACGAUGUCGCAAGCGGCGAAGACGACGAACACAGUGCCGACGAAGAGGCUGGAGGUGAUGCUGCCAUAGAGGAGAAUGAGGAGGAGGAAGAAGAAGAAGGGGACGAAGGGGAUUCCCAUACAAAAACGAAUGGAGGCAAAUUGAAGCCGGAAAAUUUACAAGCGGAAUUGCCUGAUGUCUCACGUCCAUUAACCAAAAAGAACUUGGUCGCCACAGAGAAAGCCAUAAAAAAAUCAGGCCUAAUUUACCUUUCGCGCAUACCCCCCUUCAUGAAGCCUAUGAAGCUGCGAUCAUUGCUCGAACCGUACGGCAAGAUCAACAGGAUAUUCCUCACACCUGAGGAUCCCCAAGAACGUUCUCGACGGAUUCGACAAGGCGGAAACAAAAAACAUAUGUACACCGAUGGCUGGGUGGAGUUCGUGGAUAAGAAAGAUGCAAAGAAAGCCGUCGACCUGCUGAAUGCCCGGACUAUAGGAGGGAAAAAGAACACUUACUAUCGAGACGAUAUCUGGAACCUUCUCUACUUGAAGGGGUUCAAAUGGCACAACCUUACGGAGCAGAUCAAUUCGGAAAUGGCUGAGAGGACGAGCAGAAUGAGGGCAGAAAUCAGCAAAUCAACCAAGGAGAACAAGGAGUUCGUGAGAAACAUCGAGAAAGCCAAGGUGUUAGGAGGAAUGCAGGCCAAAGCUGCCGCAAAAAGGAGUAGAGAUGAGGACAACAGUACCAAACCCAAACCUGCAUCUGCAGCGGCAAAAGAUGCGGAUGAUUCCAAGAAUGUACGGAAGUUCAAGCAGGCUUCCGUAGGAAGGAAGGGGGUGGAAAAGGCUCCCGAGGAAGCCAAACGAGUUCUAAGCCAGCUUUUUUGAUUCCGUCAACAAUGAUACCCAGGCUUUUCACAUUUACCUAUAAUUCACUUUGAAGAUGCCUUAAUGUGGUUACAGGCAGAGUUCGUUGACUAGCCAGCUACUUGGGGACAUAUAA
This is a messenger RNA of Annulohypoxylon truncatum, 1220 nucleotides long. Its product is annotated as Pre-rRNA-processing protein ESF2. The record is from RefSeq and is a predicted model, not a curated record. Gene Ontology annotation, molecular function: RNA binding. Bases 110 to 1105 code for a protein of 331 amino acids. Gene Ontology annotation, biological process: endonucleolytic cleavage in ITS1 to separate SSU-rRNA from 5.8S rRNA and LSU-rRNA from tricistronic rRNA transcript (SSU-rRNA, 5.8S rRNA, LSU-rRNA); endonucleolytic cleavage to generate mature 5'-end of SSU-rRNA from (SSU-rRNA, 5.8S rRNA, LSU-rRNA); endonucleolytic cleavage in 5'-ETS of tricistronic rRNA transcript (SSU-rRNA, 5.8S rRNA, LSU-rRNA). NCBI's taxonomy places the organism in Eukaryota, Fungi, Ascomycota, Sordariomycetes, Xylariales, Hypoxylaceae. Gene Ontology annotation, cellular component: nucleolus. The transcript has a single exon.